Molecule: messenger RNA, 3181 nt
Organism: Orbicella faveolata
Lineage: Eukaryota; Metazoa; Cnidaria; Anthozoa; Scleractinia; Merulinidae
Product: THO complex subunit 1-like
Biological process (GO): mRNA export from nucleus
Cellular component (GO): THO complex part of transcription export complex
Source: RefSeq, a predicted model, not a curated record
AUGGCGGUAGAGGAGAGGUUAAAUUUUGAAACGGCUAGGGAAGAAUUCAAGUCGUGUGUGAGCAAAGCCAAGGAUGAAAAUGACGAGAUCGAAUUAGCUGAUGUUUUCCAAAGAGCACCAGGAAGCGAGCAAGAGAAAAAACUGGUGGUCGAUCAAGUUUUCCGAGAUCUCGUCAAAGAGGCUGUUGUCAAAGGAGGCAGUUUGGAAAGAUAUAAACUCUUGAUUAGUUUGGUUAUUAAGGCAGCUAUUCAAGGACACUGUUCUCCCAAUCUGGUUUUCAUUUUGCUAAGCGAUGUGUUUGAUUGUAUCACUUUGGAGCAGUGUGAUCCUCUGUUCUCAUUUGUAGAAGAAAAGGUUUCCACUUGGACGAUGCCUUUAUUUUUUUCUGCUGGCAAGAAUCUUCUCCUUAGGAUGUCCAAUGAUUUGCUGCGUCGUUUAUCAACAUCGCAGAACACUGUAUUUUGUGGAAGGAUUCAGUUAUUUCUGGCAAGGCUCUUUCCUCUCUCUGAAAAGUCAGGACUUAACUUGAUGAGUCAGUUUAAUUAUGAAAACAUCACCACUUUUACGACAGCAGACCAAAAGGAGAAAAUCACUGGAAGUGAAAUGGAAGUUGAUGAUCGAGAAGCUGGAGAAUUGGCAUCAAGUACUGUUCUGGUCGACUUCAAUCUUUACAGGAAAUUUUGGGCUCUUCAAGAUUAUUUUCGAAAUCCAACCCAGUGUUAUAACAACACUGUGGCGUGGAAAACAUUUGCAGCAAAUACAAAGGAAGUUUUGAAUGUGUUUAGAAGUCUCAAGUUGGAGCAUGUGACGUGGAAAAAGAAAGCAAAGGAGUUGAAGGAUCUACAAGGAAGUGAUAGCAAAGACGUGGCCCGUUACUUUGCCAAGUUUCUGACCAAUGAGAAACUCCUUGAUCUGCAACUAAGUGACAGUAAUUUUAGGAGAACGAUUCUUGUGCAGAUGUUGAUAAUAUGCCAGUACCUUGUUGGUAAUGUCAAAUUUAAAAGCACAAACCAAGUCCUGAAUGAGUCUCAAAGCAACUGGGUGAAAGAUACAACUACUCAAGUGUAUGAAUUGCUGAGAGAAACACCACCAGAUGGAGACAAAUUUGCAAAUGCUGUGGAACAUAUCUUGGAAAGAGAGGAGAAUUGGAUAUCAUGGAAGAAUGAAGGCUGUCCAAGUUUCAUCAAAGAAAGGAGUGAAGAGGAGUCAAAGCCACAACCUUCAAGGAAGCGUAAGGUCAGCAUUGGAGAUGAGGUGGCCUCCGGGUGGAAGUCCAAAAAAGUACUCCUGGGAAGCAGUGAGUUGACGCGUUUGUGGAAUCUGUAUCCUGACAACUUGGAAGCUUGCAAAGCUGACAACAGAGUUUUCCUCCCAACUCUUGAAGAAUAUUUCUCUGAGGCCAUAGAACAAGCUGACCCUGAUGCCAUGGUAGAGGAUGAAUACAAAGUCAUCAAAAAUGGUAACUUUGGUUGGCGAGCACUACGUCUUCUUGCUCGGAGAAGCCAUCACUUUUUCCAGCCAAGCAGUAAUCCUUUUAAAACACUUCCAGAAUAUCUUGAGAGUGUGGUGCAACAACUUGCACAAGAACUGCCACACCUAAAGAAUGAGGAAGGCAUUGUGGUGAAUGGCACUGCAGAGGCAGGUGUGCCUAUCACAUGAUCCAUCCGAUGCAUUAACCUGACACUGACCAAAGUAAAACGGACAACAUCAAGUAAGGUGAAGACAACAGACUAUGAAUUGGUCCAGUAGCCACACAAUUAUCUACUGUAAGGACAAAUGGAAAUUUGCAAUUCAAUUGCAGUAGUAAUUUGAGAAUGGCAUGGGUUUUGUUCCCUAUCUUGGUUUUUAUAAGUUGUGUAAACGAUCAAAAGUUUGCAAGAAAGGCAUUGCCAUUUCAAGAAGUCAUUUAGUAACUUUGGUGAUGCUUAGUGUUGAAUCAGUAGUUUGAAUGUUACCAGUCUUCAGUAAUGCACAUUGUUAUUUGAGCAAGUUGAGUGUUUGACGUUCAGUGUCUGUAAAAGCUUGUGUUAUAACUCUAUUGUUUUGAAAAUGAAAAUGAAAUCCAUGCUAGAUUUGGUGGUGGUAUAAGGUUUUGCAUUUGUUCAGUCAUAUGUCAUAACUUAUUUCAUCACCAUUUUCCAGAUUGUGAUAGGCCAAGUUAAAUCUAAGUGUAUUUUGGUCAUAGUGCCUAUGCAGGGAUUAGACAGGGGUGGGGGGGUCAGUAAGCUGUAGAUGGGGGGGGGGGCUAUCAGUAUGCUGCUUUUAUACAGUUGUCUCCAUUAGUGGGGGCUACUGAAAACUGAAAUGUACUGGCCCACUAGGCAACUGGAUUUUAGAAUUUUUUUCCUGCCCUGGUUCCAAGGAACAAGAAAGACAUUUCUGGUCAUGCUGCUUUAUAAAGACAUAAAGCCUGGGCUUGGAGGUCGUUCACAAAACACUUAUGGGCUUCAAAGGUCCUCUGGUACCCAGAGCACUUCGUUACAACUGUAGGCUAUGAAAAAUCUUUCAUUUCUACUCUUGCAUAGCCAAAAAGUACACUUUUAGAGAACAAAUAAACCAAGAUUUGCUUGUAAAUUAUCGGAUUAAGUAAUAGCAUCAAAGUUAACACAUGGCAUAACCUCUAGCAACUAAACUACCACUGCAAAAUCAGGGCAUUUACAUGGUUGUUUGACUCGAGCUAGCUCUGCAUACAAUUUUUAUCCUAUUUAUUAUUUAGCUCUUAUUAAACAAGCACGAGGUCGUGAGUACAGACGAAAUGCAGCAAGGUCUGUACACACGACCGAGGUCAAGAUGCUCCCUGAGAGCGCAGAACUUAACGUUACUCACAGGACGGUUUUGUGAAUCACGUAUCCUCUCGUUGUCACAGAUAUUCUAAACACGUUUCAAACAUUCCCCAGAAUAAUGUUCGUGACACAGUUUAUUGUAAACAGCAUUUAUUGAAGCGAAGCGAUGUACACAGAUGAUGCGAAGCGUAACGAAUCAAAUAUCGAAGCGAUGUAUAGAAGCAUUGUAAAGAAGCGUUGUUGAGAAACGAUUGAGAAACGGUGAAAACGGUGAAAUGGUUUCGAAAACUAAGAAACAAAUAACGAAGUAGAAACUACAAUUAGGCUAGCUAGAAAACUACUACAAACUUAGGAAACAAACAAAGACAAUAAAAGACAUUCAAUAAUGAAAAAACUUA